CCAGUGUCCCAAUUUGGUUGGAUGCAGCGUUGCGGAGCAUUGGGUUCGGAUUUAGAGGAACUCCAGCCCAAUCCCACCGAGAUAAAUAUCCCGCUGUGAUCUCUCGUGGCCUAAAAAAGCACUGCAACGACGAGGCCUCUCAGAUUCUCUCCCUUUCCCACGACCAUACCCGGCGACACCUCCAAAUGGCUCGAAGCAUCCUCGCUCUGAGUCCUGCACCCUCGAGCUCACCAUGGCAUUUCAACAAAUACCCUGCUGCUGCUACCUUCUUCCCCUCGCGCCCCUCUUCCUCCCGUACUCGUGCUCUUGCUCUUGCUGGAAACCUUCGCGGUGGUCGUAGAAGGCGGGAGAGAGAGCUAGUUGUGAGGGCUGGGCCGCCGACCACCAACAGCCUCAUCCUCGCCUUCGUCCUCCCUUUCUCCCUCAUCGCCGGCACCAUCUUCACCUCCAUCAGGAUCGCCGACAGGCUUGAUGAGAAGUACCUUGAGGAGCUUGCAAUGAACCAAGCAAUACUGGAAGAGAACGAAGCAGCUGCAGAAGAUGAUGAUGAAGAUGAAAAGGAAGCAGAAGUAGCAGAGAAGGCGAUAACAGCAGCAGCAGCAGCUGGGGUUGAUGGCGAUGGGGAAAUCUUGCUACAAAAAGAGGAGGAAGUGGCUGCUGUUUCACGAGCUCGCAACCGUCCCAGACGGGGUGUAAACAGAGGCUAAAUUUUUCCUCGUCUCUUGGUUUGCUGUAAUAUGUUGGAAAAUGGUACCACAUAGCUUCCUUUUGUACAGAAUAUGCAACGAUUUUGUAGGAAAA
Molecule: messenger RNA, 801 nt
Organism: Elaeis guineensis (African oil palm)
Lineage: Eukaryota; Viridiplantae; Streptophyta; Magnoliopsida; Arecales; Arecaceae
Source: RefSeq, a predicted model, not a curated record